GCCAUUGACAGGGACGUGGGGCGUGGCAGGUAAAUAGUUCCCCCUAUUCCUCCUAUUGACAUAGGCGAAAAGGCUUCGUCAAGAUGGUUGUACUGGCAGAAAAAGACAGACCUGUUGCUCAGAUGUUACUGAAUUCUGGAACAUGUCCCCGCUGUAUUUUCAGAUUCUGUGGUGUAGGAUUGCAGACUUCCUACAGGGAACCUCAUAAGGAUUUAUUUCAUGAACUAUGCAAGUUUCUGGAGAGCAAAGAAGAUGAAAAUAUAUUAUCUUGUGAAAUGGCUAAUCCCCCAUGUAAAAAGAUUAAACUGGAAAAUGCUAAUGGAAUUAAAGAUCAAAACCCAAAUGGAAGCCAUGAGCUAAACAAUAUGAACGAUGACGGAAGUGAUGCUCCAGCAAUUGAAAACUUAAAUCCAGUUGUGUGCAAUAUAUGUUUGGGGAUUCUACAGGAUCUUUGUGAAAUAGAUUUUGUCAAAGCUGUAUGCCACAAGAUUAAUUCCUCUGAAUAUCAGUUUUCCAGUUUUGUGUUUUCAGUGUCAUUCCCACCACAACUUUCAGUCAGAGAGCAUGCAGCAUGGCUGCUGGUGAAAGAAGAAAUGGGGAAACAGGGCCUAUCAAUUGGAAAAAAUGACUUUGUUCAGCUGAAAGAAGCUUACAAAUGGCUUAUUCAUCCCCUGUUCUUGGAGGAGUUGGGAGUCCCUGCUGAUGGAAAGAGCCUGUUUGAAGUGCGUGUUGUAUUUGCUCAUCUAGAGACAGAUGAAGAUUGCUGUUUUCUAGCUUCAGUGUGUCCAAACUGCUUCAAACCAGCCAAAAAUAAACAGUCAGUCUUCACCAGAAUGGCUGUGGUAAAAGCUUUGGAUAUGAUUGAUGAAGAAGAGUUUCAUAAGAACUAUCCAUCUCCUCCACGUUCACCUAAAACUCCUUGCACAGCUAUUGACAUUCAAUGCAACAAUGGUGCCAUUUUUGUGGCUGGAAGAUACAAUAAAUACUCAAGAACUCUACCUCAGACGCCCUGGAUUAUAGAUGGAGAGAGGAAGAUGGAAUCAUCUGUAGAAGAAUUGAUCUUGGAACAUCUCAUGGCUGCCUUCAAAGCAGAUAGUUUUAAUUUUUCAUCCUCUGGAAGGGAAGAUGUGGAUGUGAGAACAUUAGGCAGUGGAAGACCCUUUGCAGUUGAGCUAGUUAAUCCUCGAAAAGUCCAGUUGGCUGCAGUAGAAAUGAAGGCGCUUCAACAGAGGAUCAACAGUUCUUCAGACAAAGUCCAAGUUCGUGAUUUACAGCUUGUCAACAGAGAGGCCAUUGUACAUAUGAAAGAAGGGGAAGAAGAGAAGACCAAGUCCUACAGUGCCUUAAUAUGGACAGAGAAAAUGAUCCAAAAAGACGACAUCACAUUUCUAGACUCAAUGAAGGAACUAAAGCUUGAUCAAAAAACGCCAUUACGUGUACUUCAUCGGCGGCCACUAGCUGUCAGAGUUCGUAUCAUCCACAGCAUGCAGUCUGAGUACAUAGAUGAGCACCAUUUCCGUCUUCAGUUGAAGACACAAGCGGGGACUUAUGUUAAAGAAUUUGUACAUGGAGAUUUUGGUAGAACCAAGCCCAAUAUUGGUUUCCUGUUGGAGACAACUGCAGACAUCUUGGAGCUGGAUGUAGAGUCUGUGGAUGUUGACUGGCCACCAGCUCUAGACGAUUAAGAAGCAAUUUUAAUUUUCAAGAUGGGGGAAAGACAUAUCCAUGGCAGGAUUUAGAGCACUGUGGGAAACAUUUUAUAAGCUAGCUGGAUGACUUUCCUGGAUUUUUGUAAACCAUUUUAGAUCAUGUUGAUCUGCCCAAGAAUGAUUUGUUUUUAAUUAAAAAGAACUCUCAAAUUGAUUUACACAUUUUAGAAAUAAUGCAUUUCCGUUUGACCCCAUUACCAAUACAAUAUAAAUUGGUACCUAUGUAGUACGGAUACAGAUCCUCACCGAGAAAGAAUAAUUUUGCAAAGGGGAAGAUUAAAACCUGAAAAGUAAUGCUGCAUGACAAGCAUAUUUAAAGACUUUUUACCAGAAAAAAAGAGGAAAGCCCAUUUUGUUUAGCAAUAUCUUUUCAGUGCAGGUCAAUUACACAUAUCCUUGUGCUUGCAUGUCUUAAAGCAGCCCUCUUUUACUAGGUGCUUUCCAGAUGUGUGGGACAAUUUGACUAGAAUUUCCAGUUAGCACCAUUAUUGUUGCUGGGAAUUUGGGAGUUCAAGAGAGGCCAAUUGGGCAAGGCUAACGUACACUAUUGGGACCAUUUUGGUAAAUUCAGCUACUUUAUCGUUUUUUCUUCUUAUACUGCCAAUAAAGCAACACAUAGAAGAAAGUAGCUCAUUGACUAUAGCAAAAUUUAGGAAUACUAUUUGUACAUAAUAGAAUUCCAGAUCCAAACCAGAAAAAAAGCAAUAAGAUACCUAUUAGGGAACCCUAAUAAUUCUUGUGGCUGAGCACUGUUGAAUACUGAAGUUUGCAAAGUUGCUGAGUCAUCAGCAUGCAAUCCCAAUAAAAACAUGUUGCAGAUUACUCCUGUAUAAGUUUACUCAAGACGUAUGGCUGCUGUUCCUGGGGAAGUGUCCCUGUGCAUCAUUAAUUGGAGGAAAGAGCAAGCCUGAUUGCAUUCGGAGCAACUUGUAUCUGAGUAAUGGUAUCUCCCAAUGAUACAUAGGAUUGCUCAUACAAUCAAUAUGGACACAGCCUUUAAAAAAUACAUCCCCCUAAAGGAAGAUGUGUUUACCUUUUUCAGUAUUAAUGCUAAAAGGAGGAACCUGUUCCAUAAGACGUCUUUGAGGUUUUCAAGGAGUAAUGUCAGCAUUAAGGUUACAACUCCCCCCCCCUCAUCCCCCAGAUCAUGUAAAGUACAAAGAAAGUUCUGAUAUGAAGUAAAAGAUUGUGAACCAAAAAUGUCCAGAACUUUUAUAAGAAAAUAAAUAGUUUUUCUUUCAAAA
Messenger RNA from Crotalus tigris (Tiger rattlesnake), 2953 nucleotides. It is a transcript of the gene PUS10, whose product is annotated as pseudouridine synthase 10. The record is from RefSeq and is a predicted model, not a curated record. Gene Ontology annotation, biological process: tRNA pseudouridine synthesis. NCBI's taxonomy places the organism in Eukaryota, Metazoa, Chordata, Lepidosauria, Squamata, Viperidae. Gene Ontology annotation, molecular function: RNA binding; pseudouridine synthase activity. The transcript is spliced from 18 exons. The coding region runs from base 84 to 1685 and encodes 533 amino acids.